AUGCCUGGGAAAACGCCCACAGAUGCAACUGUCAUCCCUAGUGCCAAAAGGGAACGGAAAGUGAUUACCCUUGACCUCAAAUUGGAAGUGUUACGCCGAUUUGAAGCGGGUGAGAAGCUCAGUCAGAUCGCAAAGGCCUUAGGUCUUGCUGUCUCCACAGUGGCGACCAUCUGAGAUAGUAAAGAAAAAAAAUCGAGUUCUCAAAUAGCUACUCCUUUGAGAGCCUCACGGUUGACUCGCCAGCGAAGUGCAGUGAUGGAGAGUAUGGAGCGGCUGCUGAGCUUGUGGCUGGAAGACUAGAGGCAGCGAAAUGCGCCCUUGAACGCCGCCAUCGUUCAGAAGGCUAAGUUUGAUGACUUGCAGCGUGAACAUGGCGAAAGCUCUCAAGCGGAGAGGCUUCAUGUGAGUAAAGGGUCAGGGUGGCUUGUGAGAGUCAAGGAGCGCCACUGUUUGCCCCACUUCAGGUAAGCUCCCAGCAACAAGAACAUGUACACAGAUAACAUUGCACAGCUUAAAAAAACCAUUGUGACCCUUGCCAGAAAUGUGGCCUUUGAGGAGGUUGCUGAGGCUGCUGUGGACCAGUUGCUGCAGUCCCAUGAAGAUCUCCCAAAUGAGGAACUAAUGCAGCUGAAACAGGAGCCGGCAGUGGGGCAGGAGGAGAGGGAAGAUGAUCCCUGGGCAGUGCGGCAGUUAACCACAGGAAGACUGUCGGCAGUCCUCUCGCAUUUGGAGGCUGGCUUGCAGGUCCUUGCUAGUAACAGCCCUAAUGAUGAAAGAGUUUCCAGAGCUAUCAGUGAUGCAAUAAACUGUUACCAGAAGCUGUACAAUGAGAAAAAGCACUGUUCAAAACAACUCUCUUAG
Mandrillus leucophaeus (drill) is the source of this 861-nucleotide messenger RNA. It is a transcript of the gene CENPBD1, whose product is annotated as CENPB DNA-binding domains containing 1. The record is from RefSeq and is a predicted model, not a curated record. NCBI's taxonomy places the organism in Eukaryota, Metazoa, Chordata, Mammalia, Primates, Cercopithecidae. Gene Ontology annotation, molecular function: DNA binding.